UUUUCUCGGCCAUCGCCAUUUUCACUAACCACGGAGCAACGUCAGUACGUCACUGGUUGUCGGACACCAAAUUUGCUGCAUAUCAUUUGGCGACUCUUGGCAUCAUCAUCGACUCAUCGUUCCUACCCUCGUUAGUCCUUCCCGCUUAGUGCUAAACCUCGCUCGAUCCUUAUUCCUUCGCCAUUUGCCUAUCGCUGGACGCUGAUCAGUGAUCAACUGAUCACCGCUCCUCUCCCCGCUGGAACUCCGGAAGCCUGGAAUCGCCAAUCAGCUCAGCGCUGUCAGCUAUGGAAUCCAACCAUGUAAAACACAGCAUCUUAAUGGUAUCAGACUUUUUUUACCCAAAUUUCGGUGGUGUAGAGAAUCACAUCUAUCUCUUAUCACAAUGCUUGCUUAAACUUGGCCACAAGGUUGUGGUCAUGACUCAUGCAUAUGCAAAUCGUUCAGGGGUAAGAUACAUGACAAACGGAUUAAAAGUCUAUUAUGUCCCUUGGAAACCAUUUCUAAUGCAAAACACAUUACCAACAUUCUAUGGAACACUUCCAAUUGUGAGAACAAUCAUCAUUCGUGAAAACAUCUCAUUAAUCCAUGGUCAUCAAGCCUUUUCAACUCUUUGUCAUGAAGCUUUAAUGCAUGCAAGAACAAUGGGCUACAAAGUUUUAUUCACUGAUCAUUCAUUAUAUGGUUUUGCUGAUAUUGGAAGCAUUCAUAUGAACAAAGUACUUCAAUUUACUUUAGCAGAUGUGAGUCAAGCCAUUUGUGUCUCACAUACAAGUAAAGAAAACACAGUUUUAAGAUCAGGGCUUCCACCCGAAAAGGUUUUUGUUAUCCCAAAUGCUGUAGACACAACCAUGUUCAAACCUGCUUCAGAAAGACUUGUUAUGGAUCCGAUUGUUAUUGUUGUCAUUAGUAGAUUGGUUUAUAGAAAAGGUGCAGAUUUAUUGGUUGAAGUUAUUCCUGAAAUAUGCCGUUUGUACCCCAAUGUGCGAUUCAUUAUUGGAGGAGAUGGACCCAAAAGGGUAAGAUUGGAAGAAAUGAGGGAAAAACAUUCUCUUCAAGAUAGAGUUGAUAUGUUAGGUGCUGUUCCACAUGCUAAAGUGAGAUCUGUUUUGAACUCUGGUCAUAUAUUCUUGAACAGUUCUCUUACAGAGGCAUUCUGCAUAGCAAUACUAGAGGCUGCUAGUUGUGGAUUAUUAACAGUGAGUACAUGUGUUGGGGGUGUACCUGAGGUUCUACCAGAUGAUAUGAUAGUUCUUGCUAAGCCAGAUCCUAGUGAUAUGGUUCAUGCAAUCAAAAAAGCAAUCAAGAUUCUUCCUCAAAUUGAUCCACAAGAAAUGCAUCUUCGUAUCAAAGGAAUGUACAGUUGGCAAGAUGUUGCCAAAAGAACAGAGAUUGUGUAUGAUCGUGCCUUAAAAUGUCCCGAUCAAAGCCUCUUGGAAAGACUCUCUCGGUAUCUUACAUGUGGUGCUUGGGCUGGGAAGCUUUUUUGUUUAGUUAUGAUUGUUGAUUAUAUCUUAUGGCGAUUAUUACAAGUGUGGCAGCCGGAUACGGAAGUUGAGGUGGUUCCUGAUUUAAACCUAAGCAGAUCCAAUCGUGUUACACAAGUUCACCCCUCUAAUGUAUCUAGUUAAAUUCACAAAUAUAUAAUCUGUAAAAGAAAAGGUGAAGAUUUCAAAAACUUGACAAAACUUGCAAUUUUGUGUAAACCAUGGGGACCAUUUAUGUAAAAGUUAAACAAUCAUCUCCACCAA
This is a messenger RNA of Lactuca sativa (garden lettuce), 1751 nucleotides long. It is a transcript of the gene SETH2, whose product is annotated as UDP-Glycosyltransferase superfamily protein. Gene Ontology annotation, biological process: GPI anchor biosynthetic process. Gene Ontology annotation, cellular component: glycosylphosphatidylinositol-N-acetylglucosaminyltransferase (GPI-GnT) complex. Lineage: Eukaryota; Viridiplantae; Streptophyta; Magnoliopsida; Asterales; Asteraceae. Gene Ontology annotation, molecular function: phosphatidylinositol N-acetylglucosaminyltransferase activity. The record is from RefSeq and is a predicted model, not a curated record.